Messenger RNA from Arabidopsis arenosa, 4262 nucleotides. The record is from the annotation of a GenBank genome assembly. NCBI's taxonomy places the organism in Eukaryota, Viridiplantae, Streptophyta, Magnoliopsida, Brassicales, Brassicaceae.
GUCGCCGUUAUCCGGCCUUACGCCGGUGACGAGAAAUCUUCCCGAUGUCAAAACGAAAGAAGAAGAAAGGUUCCUCCACCUCGCGGUCUAGAAUCCCUGGUGCUUCCCAAUUCGCCCGGUUCUCUGCUGUUGUUUCCCUCCCGCAAAAAGUCGGUUCUGGUGGUCCCUCCGCCGGCUCGAGUGAUUCCUCCGGCUCCAGCGUCGCUGUCUCCGUUGAGGACCCUGCUUCCCAGUUAGCGGGAAUCGUUUCCGUGGUGGAUCCGCUCGCGGUCGAUGUGGCUGCGCCAGAUCUGAACUCUCCUCUUGCUAAGCAAGUUGAUCUCUCCUCUUCUGAGAACUCUCAGUCCGCUUCCGUGGGUACUGUUCAAACUGCUGUCGAGGCUGUUGUCUCCGGUCAGGAUUCUCAGAUCGAGGAAGUUAAAUCUCCGGGUCAGACUUCGUCUCUCACAGCUACAGAGAAGGUCCUUCCUGCUCUGGAUAAAAAAUGGAGUAGUCUUCUUGAAGACCCUUCCCAGCUGAAAGAAAUUGGAACUCCAUCGCAGCACAUCUCUGGCGUUCCAUUUGUUCUUAUCCCUGAUGAGAAUAUUGAGGCAGCAAAGGAUGAAUUCAAGGAUUUCAUAUUUGCCCAGUUCCAUGGCAACUUCCCAGAGAUGGGCAGAGUUAUUGGAGUGGUGAAUGCGCUUUGGGCUAGAAAUGGUCCUCGUAUCUUCGUGCACCGUACUGGUCCGGGAGCGUACCUGCUCCGUGUUUCGAAUCCUCGCACAAGGGCUCUCCUCCUUGGUCGACAUGUGUGGAACAUUGCUGGCUUUCCCAUGUUUGUGGCACCUUGGUCGCCAGAAUUUGAGCCUGAUUCGCCUCCUAUCACCUCAGCCACGGUAACAGCUGAAUUUCGUGGAGUUCCGUAUCUGUUUUUUAGUAAACAGAGCCUUAGCAGGAUUGCUACUGCUGUGGGUUCGCCAAUUGCUUUGGCACCCGAAACAGAGCGAAAGGAGACCUUUGAGGUUGCAAAGGUCCUUGUCCGCGUUGAUCUCACCAAAGACCUGCCAUCAAAACUCAUCUUGGGGCUAUCUUCUGGUCGCGAGUAUGAUAUCACUGUCUCUUAUCCUUGGUUACCGGCAAAGUGUAUGGAAUGUAAUGCUUAUGGUCAUGAUCGUAGCCAUUGCAAGCUAUGGCUUCCGGUACCUAACAUGAACAGGAAAAGAAGUAACAGGUCCCGUAGUAGGCCUAGAAAUAAUAGGAGAUCCCGUCAAGGUCGCUCUCCUAUCAAAGAAUGGAAGGUUAAAGAAGGUUCUAAGGUUGUUGUUGAUAAUGAGGUAUCCGAGGCUGUUGAGAAUGUAGAUGGUGCUGAGAGGUCUGGUUUUCAGGUUGCUCAGGAUGUGAAUAUCUCAGUUGAGGGUAAUGAACCAGUUGAGUUGGUUGAGUGUGCAGUUGGCUCAGAGGGCUUAACGGCUGGUUCUGCUCAGGUUGGUGAUGCUGCAGUGGGGUUAAAUAUUUCAAGUACUUCAGAGGCUGAGACUAGUUAUGUUGCUUCAGAGGGUAUUGAGUCUGCUUCGGGUUCAGUGGCUUCUGUUGUUGAGGGUAAAUCAGUUGCAUUGGGUGCCGAGACUUCUUUUGCUAAGGGCAAGUCAGUUGUUGCUGUUGUUGGCAGGGAGGAAAGUGUUUCUAAAGGUUCAGCUUCUUCUGCUUCCCAGAAUCAGCUCCCUUCAGAGUCUGAAGCUCCUUUUAUUCUGGUCUCGCGCCGGAAGAGUGGCCGCAAGGACUUAACAAAAGAAUGGAUUAACAUCCAUAAGCCACUUUUUGGAGCGUUUUUAGAGACGCAUAUUCAACCGGCAAAUGCAGGAAGGAUAAUUAGAGCGAUUCCUGCUGGUUGGAAGGUUUUUGGAAAUUUUGACCAUCAUACCUCUUCCAGAAUCUUUUUGGUUUGGGAUCCAUCGGUCUCUCUUGUAAUUUACAAGAGUUCGGAGCAGCUAGUUACAUGUGGUAUCUUCAUUCAAUCCCAGAAUCUAAGUCUCACGGUCUCUUUUGUGUAUGCUCAUAAUUUACCAGAAGAAAGGCUCCCUCUCUGGGAGGAUUUGUUUUGGCUGAACUCUAACACUCCUGUUGCAAGAUUUCCAUGGGCUGUUGUUGGAGACUUCUAUCAAAUCUUAAGGCUCUCCCACCAUUCUGAACAUCUAUCACAACCGGUUGACACUACUAGGAUGGAUGCUUUUAACUUAGCUCUGCAGGAUGCUGAGCUGUUUGAAGCCCAAGCUAAGGGACUGCCAUUUACUUGGUGGAACAAUCAGGAGGAGAAUCCUUUCUCUAAAAAGAUAGAUCAUGCCUUCAUCAACCAAGCUUGGUCUACCUCUUUUCCUGACUCUUACGCUGAUUUUCUUGAUCCACUACAAUCUGAUCAUGCUCCUUGCCUCUUCCAGCUGCCUUCAGCUCAACGGGCUGUUAGGAAACCUUUUAAAAUUUUUCAGCAUGUGGUGGAUCAUCAUGAGUAUCAUGCAUCUGUUAUGCAGGCUUGGAAUGCUCAGUCUAUUCAAGGAACCUGCCAAUUCAAACUUGUGAGAUCUCUAAGUAAACUCAAGCCAGUUCUUAGAAGUCUAAAUAAGCGCCACUUUAGUGGUAUCUCAGAAAGGGUCAAAGAUCAAGCAGCUAAAGUGUCUGUUCUCCAGAGAGAAAUUUUAUCUAAUCCAGGGGCUGCUGCAGUCCGUGAAGAGCAUAUUGCCAGGGAACAAUGGCACUUCCUUCUUUCUGCAGAGGAGAAGAUUUUUUGGCAGAAAUCAAGAGUCAACUGGAUGCACUUAGGGGACAGCAAUACCUCCUUCUUCUACAAGUCUGUGAUUCAGAGAGCAGCUAGGAACCAUAUUCAUUUCUUGAAAGACAGUAAUGAAAGGAAAAUAGUAGAAACUUCAGAAAUUAGGAGUAUGCUGCUGACUACUUUCAGGGUAUCAUUGGUUGCACCAGUAUGCCAUGCUCUCCUAUUUCUGUUCUUGAGUUGCAGGGACUGCUCUCUUUCCGAUGCAAUGAGAUACAAAGUCAAGGGCUGCAGAAAGCUGUCACUGCAGAAGAAGCAUUCCCUCUCAGGUAUUGCAGAGGUUAUGCGACAUUUCAAAAGUCUAAGUGGUCUUGAUGUUAAUCCUGCAAAGUCAGAGAUUUUCUUUGGAGGUUAUUCAGACAUUCAAGUGGCUGUUCUCAGUGACCUGCAGGGUAUUAAAGUUGGUUCCUUUCCCACUCGGUACUUGGGGCUGCCACUUAACCCGGCAAGAAUCUCUUUCGCCACUCUGCAGCCUUUCCUUGAGAAAAUCACAAACAAGUUACAUGCUUGGACUGUAAGGUUUUUAUCCUUUGCUGGUAAGAUAAGGCUUAUCUCCUCAGUGAUUUAUGGCAUGGUUAAUUUUUGGAGUGCGGUGUUUAAUCUCCCCAAAAGAUUUUAUGCAAAAGUUGACUCUCUUUGUGCAUCAUUUCUCUGGAAAAACAAAGUAACUUCUGCUGUGGGAGCAAGAGUGGCGUGGAUUGAUGUUUGUAAGCCCAAAGAAGAGGGAGGUCUUGGAAUUCGUCUCCUUGAGGAAUUUGCUAUUGUUUUCCAGCUUAAGCUCAUUUGGAAUUUGUUUACAAGUGCUGGCUCCUUAUGGGUGGCUUGGAUAAAAGGUAAUAUUCUCAGGAGGAAGAGCUUCUGGUCACUACAAAAUUCUCCGAGUCUCUCAAGGACAGUUAAUAGCAUGAUUCGCUUAAAGCCUUAUGUCAAAGACUUCAUGCGCUGUGAAUUGAGGAAUGGAGAAACUGCUUCUUUUUGGUAUGACCAUUGGAAUGAGCUUGGUCCCUUGAUUGAUUUAAUUGGAGCUACAGGACCAAGGGUAUUGCGGAUAAGGAAAGAAGCUAUGGUUGUUGAGGCAGUCCAAAACGGUGCUUGGCGGAUGCCAGGUGCUCGCUCAGACUCGCAGCAGCAACUCUUGAUCAUGCUAACAACCAUAACUCCCCCAAGUAUUGAUAAUGGCUCAGAUGUUUACCUAUGGCGCCGUUUGUCAGGAUCUUUCGCAUCUUUCUUCUCAUCUAAGGAAACUUGGGAGCAAUUACGAUCACGUUCUACUUUGGUUCCAUGGAACAAGGCAGCUUUGGAUCGAGCCAUCCGCGACCGUCUCCUCACCGUCCCUGGUUCUUCCAGCAGCUUGGUCUCUCCUCUUGCUUUCUAUUUUGGUUGUGUAAAUUAUCCUUUCUAGCUAGUAUUUCUUUUCUUGUUGUAAGAACUUUGUACAGAAAAAAUCAGAAAAUGGUAU